Molecule: messenger RNA, 1119 nt
Organism: Lactuca virosa
Lineage: Eukaryota; Viridiplantae; Streptophyta; Magnoliopsida; Asterales; Asteraceae
Source: the annotation of a GenBank genome assembly
AUGGGUAGAGAUCACCUUCUCCAAGCAAUCAAUCGUAAUCGAAAGCUGGCACAACACGCAAACCCUAGGGUUCUAUACUCUGCGCCAGCAGAAAUGGCAGAUGGCUAUUGGAGUAGACAACGAGAGCAGCAGCAGCAGCAACAACAACAGCACGAACAACAGCAGCUAUAUUCUUCAGCUUCACUGCUUAAACGACCUCGUUCUGAUUAUGAUCUCCCACCUGCUGGAUUACCAUUCUCUUAUGAAAUGCCUAAUAAUUAUUUGCCACAAAAUGAUGAUCUUGGAGGGGCCCACAGUCAUGCUGUAAAGGACACAAAGACAAUUGGAUCUGCAUAUGAUCACUACCUCCAAACUGCAAAGCUUUCAUCGGGGGAAGGUAGUGGCUAUGGUGUUGUGUCAGGGGUAGGAAGGGAAAUUGGUGGUGGAAUGCAUUCUUUUCCUUUAUCGGAUCCGAUUUCAAUGACCCGUGGUGGGCCCAUGGGCCUUGAUCAUGGACCAAAUGGUCGAGCCCUUCAAAUGGAUCAUCAUAAUCAUCAUCAUCAUUCGCCUGUUGAUAUGAAUAUGAUGGGUAGAGGUGUACGUGAAACUUUGCCUCUUCCUGCUAAUGCAUCAAGUACCCUUUACAUUGAGGGACUCCCACCAAAUUGCACAAAGAGAGAAGUGGCUCAUAUUUUUCGUCCUUUUGUUGGGUAUAAAGAAGUGCGACUUGUAAGCAAGGAAUCAAAACAUCAACGAAAUGGAGAUCCCGUUAUUAUUAGUUUUGUGGAUUUUAGUACUCCUGCUUGUGCAGCAACUGCAAUGAGUGCUUUACAAGGUUAUAAGAUGGAUGAACAUGAUCCUGAUUCUGCAUAUCUGAGGCUGCAGUUCUCCAAGUAUCCAGGUCCAAGGUCGGACCCACGCGCCGGGGUGGGAGGCGAUGAGCUGGCAUGCAGGGGAUUUUUUUUUAAUUAUUAUUAUUAUUUUUAAUUUACUCGUGUAAUGGUCUGGUGUUUUAUUAUUUUGUAUUGUUAAGUCUUUCUAAUAAUUCAUUCGUCCUCCAUACAACAACUAAAUAUAGUAACUAGAAAAUACAACACUUUAGAUUAUUUAAUGAAAAUUUGGGAUUUAGAUUGUUGAUUC